Populus nigra (black poplar) is the source of this 1213-nucleotide messenger RNA. RefSeq names its product nuclear transcription factor Y subunit C-3-like. Gene Ontology annotation, biological process: regulation of DNA-templated transcription. The transcript is spliced from 3 exons. The record is from RefSeq and is a predicted model, not a curated record. Gene Ontology annotation, cellular component: nucleus. Lineage: Eukaryota; Viridiplantae; Streptophyta; Magnoliopsida; Malpighiales; Salicaceae. Bases 150 to 860 code for a protein of 236 amino acids. Gene Ontology annotation, molecular function: protein heterodimerization activity; DNA-binding transcription activator activity, RNA polymerase II-specific; DNA binding.
GCCACAAGAGGUUAAACUUCUGACAAUAUAUAAAUAAAAGAGUCAGAAAGGAACGCAAGACAAAGCAAAAGCAGCUGCUGUUUCCAAUCUGAGGUUAUUGAUCUUGCAAGCAAGAGAACAAGCUCUGCAGAAAGAAAAGUUGGAUCAAAAUGGAUCAGCAAGGGUAUGGGACAAAUCCAUAUCAACCAAACCAAAUGCCUGCUGCCUCAAAUCCUGGAUCAGUUACUGGUCAGCCUGCAGGAGCUCAGCUUGAACAGCAUCAACUUGCCUAUCAGCAGAUCCACCAGCAACAGCAACAGCAACUCCAGCAACAACGCCAGUCUUUUUGGACAAAUCAGUAUAAAGAAAUAGACAAAGUUACUGAUUUCAAAAAUCAUAGUCUUCCCUUGGCAAGGAUCAAGAAGAUCAUGAAGGCUGAUGAGGAUGUCAAGAUGAUAUCAGCUGAGGCACCAGUUAUAUUCGCCAGGGCUUGUGAAAUGUUUAUUUUAGAGUUGACCUUGCAGUCUUGGAAUCACACGGAGGAGAACAAGAGGAGGACACUUCAGAAGAAUGAUAUUGCUGCAGCUAUCACUAGGACUGAUAUCUUUGAUUUCCUGGUUGACAUUGUACCUAGGGAGGAUAUGAAAGAUGAAGUGCUUGCAUCAAUCCCAAGAGGACCAAUGCCUGUUGGAGGGCCUGUUGAUGCACUCCCUUACUGCUAUAUGCCACAUCCGCAUGCACCUCAGGUCGGGACUCCUGGGAUGAUAAUGGGCAAGCCUGUGACAGACCCAGCUAUGUAUGCCCAACAAUCUCACCCCUACAUGGCACAGCAUAUGUGGCCACAGGGACCAGAGCAGCAGCAGUCACCCUCAGAUCAGUAGUAACUGGAGCAUGGAAGUUCAGAAGUGUAAGCUCACUUUAACUUAUCUACCGCUGGUUUGUGUUUGAUGACCGAGACCAGGGUGAUCAGAUGAGUAUGUUGUACAGGAAUGCUUUCAUGUAACUGAUAGUGCCAAUAUUUCUUGCCUUUCUACCAGAUUUUAGUACGCAUAUCAUACUCCUUUUCUAGUAAAAACCAUAUAUGGAGAUGACAGUCGAUGUUGAAAAUUUCAGUAAUGGUGUCAUGUAAUGACCAGACGUUGUUGUUGUUUUUUUCCCUUUCCUAUAUGUACGUGAUAAUUGAUGAGCCAUGAACAUCAUCCUUCUGUUAUGGUAUGUGAACUAUGGUUGCUCA